GAUUGGCUGGUCCAGUGCAAUAUCGGUGGAUGUAUCCUUUUGAAAGAUAUUUGAGGACAUUAAAAAAUCAUAUAAAAAACAAAGCCAAGGUUGAGGCGUCCAUCGCCAAUGCAUACUUACUUGCAGAAAUGUCAACCUUCUCUUCGUUUUACUUGGAAGAUCAAAUAUCUACAAAGUGGACAACUUUGCCUCGCAAUAUUGAGAUGCCCGUUGCUGAAAAUGAUGAUCCUCUUUGUCUCGCCAUAUUCAAACCUAUUGGGCGUUCACUUGGCCGAGGGACGAAGAGAUACAUGGAUGAGCGCGAAUGGCUUGCUGCACACAUGUAUAUUUUGAGCAAUUGUGCAGAGGUUGCAGAGACAUAUAGCAAGAUCUUCAAGGAGGAAAAACGAUAUGCAAAUCCUUACAUGACUGAUGCAGAGUUUGAAGUCGCGUUUCACAACGAGUUUAUUGUGUGGUUUAACCAUUACGUAAGAGACGAUAAAUUUAUGUUAAAUAUACAUUUACUUACUCUAAAAUUGGCUAGCAAACUUAAAUGAUAUUUGUGUGAAACAGGUUUGUCGUCCUUGUAACGACGAGUUGAACCCUUAUAUUAGGUCGCUUGCAGCU
Molecule: messenger RNA, 606 nt
Organism: Salvia miltiorrhiza (redroot sage)
Lineage: Eukaryota; Viridiplantae; Streptophyta; Magnoliopsida; Lamiales; Lamiaceae
Exons: 2
Coding region: 30-536 (168 amino acids)
Source: RefSeq, a predicted model, not a curated record